GGUGGGAAAAAAAACAAAAAUAAUCUGAGCGGGGCGGCCAUCUUGCUUGAGCUCGCUAAGGCAGGGAGAGAGUGGAAGUGAAGACGGAGGAGAACCGCAGCGGGAGAGAGCAAACCUCGGGUGUGUGUGUUCGUUCAGACCGGGGUAAUUUACACAACGGGUCCACCGCCACCGUGAGGAGAAACUGCGUGGUUGUGUCUGCGGUUUGUGGUUUUCCUCCUCGGGAUCCGGAGAGGAAACAGUGGGACUGCUACCCGUGGAGCUAAGCUAACGGCUAGCCGGGCCAGCUAGCUGUUCGCUAACCGAGCUGGGGUCGUCAGCAGCGGACUGAGGGCUGCAGCUCCGCUCGGUAACAUUGUGGCUGAUCGCGGAGGGCUGUUUUCCAGGCGCGGACUCUGAUCCCGGAUCACACCACCAAGACGUCGCUCGGAGCAGCGCCUCAUAGGUCGAUCUUACAUUAAAACACGAUAUGAACAGUCGGGAUUUAACUUUUUCUUCGACGUGACUGUGAGCCGGGAGGAAAGAGGCAGGUUUUUACAGAUAAAAGCAGGAAUGUGGAGCGGCUCUACCACCGGCUAGCUACAGCCGGAGCUCCGCGUUAAUCCCGCUCUGGAAGCGCACUAAAUCAGUGCAGAUCGAUGAAAAUGUCCCGUCUGAUCCCGGAGAAAAAGGCUGUUUUUCUGCUUCAGGUUGCUCGCUGUUCCCCUGUCAGCUGCCAACUGUUUACCUGCCAAUGACAUUGCCUGUAAUUACUCGGAGAACCGAACUGUUCAGCUGCGUCUGAUCCCGAUGAGGAGACCUGAAAGUCGGGUGGUAUUACCCGGUGUGUCGGGCUGUUAGCGGAGCCUCUGAACCCAGGCCUGACCUCGGAUAAACGGCUCCACAUUUACCUCACCUCACCGUGGUUAAAGUGUCAUAUUGUCUCACGUUAAACCGUGAGGACCGGGGCCGUGUCAGAGGGGUCUGGACCGGGACAUGGUGCAGGGUCUCCGCCGCAUCUCAAAGCUCGUUUAAAGGGACGUUAAUCCCCGGUUUCCUCUGGAUUAUAACUGUAAUAAUAAUAUUAACGGACUGUGUGUGUCUGUGUGUGUGGAUCCAGGAUGGGAUCAGCGACCAAACUGGCCUUCAGUGUUUUCCUCAUCUCCUGCUCCUCAGGUGCCAUCCUGGGUCGCUCAGAGACUCAGAAGUGUGUCCACUACAACUACAGCCCUUCGUCCUCCUCCUCGGUGGCGGGGGUGGAGGGUCGGGGGAACGUCAGCGGGGUGAUGACCUGCUCUGGGGAGAAAGACAAGAGGCUGCACUGCUUCGCCACCUGGAAGAACGUCUCUGGAGCCGUGCAGGUGGUCAAACAGGGCUGCUGGCUCGACGACGUCAACUGCUACGACAGGAACGAGUGUGUGGAGAAGAAAGAUGCUCCUGAAGUUUUCUUCUGCUGCUGUGAAGGAAGUUUGUGUAACGACAAGUUCUACUACAGCCCCGACAGCAGCCAGCCACCGCCCACGACGAACAAACCGGUGACGUCUCCUCCCCCGGUGCUGACCACUCUGAUGUACUCGCUGGUUCCCAUCAUGGCCGUCACCGCCAUCAUCCUCUUCUCCUUCUGGAUGUACCGACACCACAAACUGGCCUACCCACCUGUACUGGUGCCCACACAGCACGCCUUUCAUAUAAUGAUCGAGGACCCCGGUCCCCUCCCUCCCUCUCCCAUCCUGGGCCAGAAGCCUCUGCAGUUACUGGAGAUCAAAGCCAGGGGGCGCUUCGGCUGCGUGUGGAAGGCUCAGCUGCUCAGUGAAUACGUGGCCGUCAAAAUCUUCCCCAUACAGGACAAACAGUCGUGGCAGAACGAGUUUGAGAUCUACAACCUGAACGGGAUGAGACACGAGAACCUGCUGCAGUUCAUUGGAGCAGAGAGGAGGGGCAGUAACAUGGACAUGGAGCUGUGGCUCAUCACUGCCUUCCAUGAGAAGGGUUCUCUUACAGAUUACCUGAAGGCCAACGUUCUCUCCUGGUCUGAGCUGUGUCUCAUCGCUCAGUCCAUGUCCCGAGGUCUCGCCUACCUGCAUGAGGACAUACCCGGACACAAGGACGGACACAAACCUGCCAUCGCGCACAGGGACUUUAAGAGUAAGAACGUCCUGCUGAAGUCCAACCUGACCGCCUGCAUCGCUGACUUCGGCCUCGCUCUCAGGUUUGAGGCGGGAAAAUCUCCAGGAGACACCCACGGACAGGUGGGGACCAGGAGGUACAUGGCCCCGGAGGUCCUGGAGGGGGCCAUUAACUUCCAGAGAGAUGCCUUCCUGAGGAUCGACAUGUACGCUCUGGGUCUGGUCCUGUGGGAGCUCGCCUCGCGCUGCAAAGCUGCUGACGGUCCAGUGGACGAGUACAUGUUGCCGUUUGAAGAAGAGGUGGGUCAGCACCCGUCUCUGGAGGACAUACAGGAGGUGGUGGUCCACAAGAAGCUGAGGCCGCUGCUCAGAGAGUGCUGGCAGAAACACGCCGGUCUGGCUCUGCUCUGCGAGACCAUUGAGGAGUGCUGGGACCAUGAGGCCGAGGCCCGGCUGUCGGCCGGCUGCGUGGAGGAGCGCGUCGUGCAGAUGCAGCGGCAGACGAGUGUCACGGCACCUGAGGAGAUCGUCACCGUCGUCACCAUGGUAACCAACGUGGACUACCCGCCCAAGGAGUCGAGCCUAUGAUGAGGCUCGGGGGGCAUGGGGGUGGUGGGGCGAUUGGGGGCAGGGUCGGAGCAGGGACUCCCCUUGGCGAGCGCCGCCCCGUCUCCGACCAUAGGGUCACAAGACCCAGUCAGGUGAGUCUUAGACUGACGAGCAGAGGACAACAUGGCGGAGAGUCUCCCUCUCUCUGGCUCAUCAGUUCCUGUUUUUUACUACAAAAUAAAAGACUUUUUCUACGACAGUGUGAGGAUAAAAACAGUUUGUGUGAUUUCAGUAUAAAAAGGGCGACUUUAGUUUUUAGACACACGCUGUUUGUUUCUCUGAAUGAUGUGAUGCCAAUAAGAAACAGCUUCUGAAUGUCUGUAUCACUGCUGUGUAUAUAUAGAUUAUUACUAUAUACAUAUAUAUAUAUAUAUAUGUAUAUAUAUAUAUAUAUAUAUAUAUAUACAGAGAUGUUGGAGAAGCAGAAUAAUCAGGUUAUUGAUCCACACAGGAAGUCUUGACGCGUCAAACAAACCAGGAUGUUUCUUUUCUUUCCUCUGACGUUUGAUUCUUUAACAUCUGAGGAGAAACUGGAGUCGACCGAUUUUAUCGAAAGAUUUUAAAUGUCUAAAUAAAGAAAUAAAGUGAGACACUCGUGAACCUUCACAAUAAAAUACCACAGUAAACACUGAGAGAAAACACUGAGCUGGUCGUCUUUCACUCUAUUUCUUCAUUCCACUUCUUUCCUUUAAUCUAAAUCUUCCAGACUAAAUUCUGAAUCUGAAUGAAAACGACAAUCAAAACAUGAUUUUAAUGUUUUAAUGAAUAAACUGUGUCGUCCAGUUUCUCCUCGUCAGAAACCAAAGAAUCAGUCGAGCUGCUGAUCAAUAACACUAAUAAUCGAUCAGCUGUUAGCUCCUCCUGAAACUAAAAGUAAGCUAGAGUUUUCUGUGAGUCCUCAGAUUUAAAUUUAGAGAAGAAAAAUCCCUCAGAAUAUGAACAUUAGUGAAAACACUUCCCCUGUUUUAGGUUUUAAUAUUUGAAGCAUGUGUGUUUUUAUUUCAGUCCUCUGACGGUUAGUUUUUCUUCGUCCUCCCUGUUUGUGGUUCAGAUCCUCUACAACCUCGCGCCUGUUCUCAGACAUCAAGAGAAAAUCACAGAGCACUGAAUAAAACAAUAACUGUAAAUCACAUCAGCACGAAAAUCAUGGUAGAAAUUUAAACUGGGGUUUUAAAACAUCUGCGACCGUUAAUUCUUCUUCAUGUUGACACAUUAACCUGACGCGUCCUCUCUCACAAUCACAUCUUUUCCUUUCUAAAUAUCUAAGAUCCUGAUGUUGUUGCAGUGCCAGUGUUUCCUCUCAGCUCACAGUUUAAUCCGUUGUCCCAGAAAGAAACAUCCUUGUUCCGAGUUGUACACAAGUUGAUCUGAUGAUGGAUCAUUUCAUCUCCGUGGUUACCUGCUUUCUGCAGGACAACACACACAGCAACAGGACGCAUCAUGACACAAGGUGAUUCGACAUGACGUUGACAGUGACGUGACAUCGACAGAAUGUGACAUCGACAGAAUGUGACGUGACAUCGAAGUGACAUCGACUUGACAUCGACAGAAUGUGACAUCGACAGAAUGUGACGUGACAUCGACAGAAUGACAUCGACAGAAUGUGACAUCGACAGAAUGUGAC
This is a messenger RNA of Lates calcarifer (barramundi perch), 4338 nucleotides long. RefSeq names its product activin receptor type-2A. Gene Ontology annotation, molecular function: activin binding; metal ion binding; activin receptor activity. The record is from RefSeq and is a predicted model, not a curated record. The transcript has 12 exons. Lineage: Eukaryota; Metazoa; Chordata; Actinopteri; Centropomidae. Gene Ontology annotation, cellular component: plasma membrane; activin receptor complex. The coding region runs from base 1101 to 2693 and encodes 530 amino acids. Gene Ontology annotation, biological process: protein phosphorylation; cellular response to growth factor stimulus; activin receptor signaling pathway.